Messenger RNA from Lycium barbarum (goji berry), 501 nucleotides. Its product is annotated as large ribosomal subunit protein eL39x. Lineage: Eukaryota; Viridiplantae; Streptophyta; Magnoliopsida; Solanales; Solanaceae. Gene Ontology annotation, molecular function: structural constituent of ribosome. The transcript has 3 exons. The record is from RefSeq and is a predicted model, not a curated record. Gene Ontology annotation, cellular component: ribosome; cytosolic large ribosomal subunit. Gene Ontology annotation, biological process: translation. The coding region runs from base 150 to 305 and encodes 51 amino acids.
GGCUUACAGAUAUCGGACCCAAUAGCGUUUAACUAAUUGGGCUUCCUUUAUACAACCCUAUAAAUAAGCACAAACUAGGGUUUCCUUAAAUCCUUCUUAUUUCACUCUUCAACAGCAGCAGCAGGCAGGAAUCUCGCCGAUCGUGAAAAAUGCCGUCCCACAAGACUUUCAUGAUCAAGAAGAAGCUGGCGAAGAAGCAGAGGCAGAACAGGCCUAUUCCUUACUGGAUCCGUAUGAGGACCGAUAACACCAUCAGGUACAAUGCGAAGCGCAGGCACUGGAGGCGUACCAAGUUAGGAUUUUAAGGUGGAGGGCUUGGAGUUCUCUUCAAGGUUUUAUGGAAAAAGUUAUGUGUUUUUUUGUUACUUUCCAGUUUUGUUUAUUAGGAGCUUAUUCCGAAACAAAAUUUAGUAGAGUUGUUUUCUACUGAUGUUUUGGUAAAAAAUGUUGGAGCUUAAUAUUCAGAAAAGUUUAUGUAUUGAAAGACUAUUUUUGGAUUUA